Molecule: messenger RNA, 1635 nt
Organism: Oldenlandia corymbosa var. corymbosa
Lineage: Eukaryota; Viridiplantae; Streptophyta; Magnoliopsida; Gentianales; Rubiaceae
Source: the annotation of a GenBank genome assembly
AUGUUGGUCCUGCAAAGAUGGAGGCCGGAGAUGUUCUUCAGGAGGCUAAGAGUAACACAUGUGUUGGUGUGGGGUAGAAUGAGUGGGGUGCCAUUUGAAUACUAUGAUAGGGAGGCGAUUCAGAUGCUGGGUGGUGUCGUGGGAGGAGUUGAGGAGGUGGGGAUUGAUGGAUGGGAAAGGUGGGAAAAAGGUUAUCUUUGUGCUAGAGUUUGGGUAAGGAUAGAUGAUCCAAUUGUCCCAGGUUUUUAUACUCAAGUGGAAGGAGGACGCAAGGUGUGGAUAUACUAUGAAUAUGAAAGAGUCCACAAGAUCUGUCAGAGGUGUGGCCGGAUUGGACAUACGGCGCCUAUUUGUCCGAUUGAGGAUGAUGCAGAGCUUAAUCGGUUCCUGCAUCGGAAUUUUGUGCGAGAUGCAAAGGCAAUGGGACUUCCCCUACAUGAGGAAUCAAGCUUUAAAUUAUAUACAGCGGCAAUUCAAGCCCACAGGCAUAUGCCAAAGAGAAGGGAGGAGGAAGGGCGCAACCUUUUGCCAUGGAGGGAGAAAGGAUCUCAGAUAGUGGAAAUGCAUCCAGAUGAGAUUGGCCCGAGUAACAGGGGAGCAGGUUCAAGAGUUGAGCAGGAGACGGGAGGGACCAGCUGUGCAAUUAGAUGGCCAGGCUCUGCGAAGAUGGUUAGGGGUGGAGCUAAGCCAGAACUUAAUCAUCUUAACCCUGAACGAUGGGAGGCCCAAGUGAGGUUCUGCCAUUGGAGAAUGUGCAAGACUCGCUGCCGGAGUGCAGUGCCAGAGGAUGAUGACGAUCAGGUGAUGAUGGAUAAUAAUGAACAAAUGGGACUGACACUGUAUGAACAAGAUGAGAUGGUGUUGGAAGAGAAGUUUGAAAUGAUAGAAGGACAGAAGAAUAUCCCGUGGCCGGCACCGACGUCGUGGAAGAAAUUCAAGAUGCCGGAAACUCUACCGGAAUUACCAAACUGGUGGCAACCAGAUUUCUUCACAACUUGUGGACGGGAAUUUCGAGAUGAGGACGGGUGCAUUAAAGAGAUGAGUAAUGACAGGCGACAGAAGUGGUUGGAGAGGAGGGGAGUUCUAGGACAUGAACUUAAUAUGGGAUUGAAUGUGAUAGAACCUUUAAAGAAAUGUAAUCUAAAUGGAUAUGAGGUGACGGAGAGGCAUACACAAGGAGUUUGCAACGAGAGUGGAGUGAAUGAUUGUCAGAAGAUUUUUUCGGGGUUGGGUGACCAGAAGAUGGACAUGGAUGAGGAACUGGAAAGGCUAUGGGAUAUUGCAAGCCACAUUUGGAAGAAGGAUGGCCCAAGAGGAGCUAAUUUGGAUACGGCAGGUUUGGGCAUGGCUGGAGAGAAGCCCAAAUUGAGCGGAAGAGGGGGACGUGGGCUUGGAUGUGGACGCCCAUCAGAUGAGGAGGUUGCGGCCCAGAAAGCAGGACUGGAUGAGGAAGAAAUAAAAAGGAGAAGGCAGAUAAGAAGGGGAAAGAGGGCCCUCAACAAAAGUGGAAGAGGGAUUAAAAGGCCCAAUGAUCCUGGCCCAAAGAUGAGGAGAAGGCAUGUUCCACCCGUAAAAGACUGGCCUACCCUCGCAGGGCCCAUCGAAUUAAACCAACAAAAGAGGAUCACAAUUUAA